UUUCUUUGUUGUGUUUAUAUGCUGUGAGUCAGUCCAAAACCGUGAUAAAACCUCAGGAUCGAAACAAAAUUCAGUCGGUAACCAAAACUUCAAGUAUCGAGAUGGCUCUGGUUUCGGAUGAAGAGUGGGUGGAAUACAAAUCAAAGUUCGACAAGAGCUACGAGGCGGAGGAAGAUCUAAUGCGUCGUGAACUCUACGCUAAAGCCAAAGCCCGAAUUGAUGAACACAAUCGUAAAUUCGAGAAGGGCGAAGUGACUUGGAAAAUGGGAAUCAAUCAUUUGGCGGACCUCACCCCUGAAGAAUUUGCCCAGCGGUGUGGUGGCAGAGCUCCACCGCAUUAAAUAAUGAAAUCUCAACUAAAUCCCAUUUUUGAUAGCUUUUUAAAAGACAGUAAUCUCUCUGUUAUUGUAUAAAUAUGCAUUUGUAUCUUUUUACCCACCCCCAAAAUAAACAAUAAAUCAGCUGUUUUGUACUUUAAAAA
Molecule: messenger RNA, 481 nt
Organism: Drosophila ficusphila
Lineage: Eukaryota; Metazoa; Arthropoda; Insecta; Diptera; Drosophilidae
Gene: cer
Product: protein CTLA-2-alpha
Exons: 2
Coding region: 102-341 (79 amino acids)
Source: RefSeq, a predicted model, not a curated record